Colletotrichum aenigma is the source of this 1044-nucleotide messenger RNA. RefSeq lists its product as uncharacterized. Lineage: Eukaryota; Fungi; Ascomycota; Sordariomycetes; Glomerellales; Glomerellaceae. The record is from RefSeq and is a predicted model, not a curated record. The transcript has a single exon. The coding region runs from base 1 to 1044 and encodes 347 amino acids.
AUGGCUACCACUUUCCACUCGUUUCGGAACCUACCAGCUGAGAUUAGGCUCACAAUUUGGGAAAUGGCAAUCGCACCCAUGAGCUCCGCGCCCUGCGCUUGUGUUGUUCGCGUCGUCUCCCUCAACAAGCACGAGAACCCGGAGUCAACCAGUAAGAAUGAUGCGGCCGGUCCGUCGGAAGACCAUCGAACUGGAUACCUGUCUCUCGACACUUCAGAAUUCUUCGACUUUGGAUUAUGGACUGCGAGCACCGAGUCGAGACAAGUCAUUUCCAAACACGUCCUAAAGCACGCUUCCAGAGAAGAGCUCGGAAGACAUGCCAAGCUCGGUCGGAUGAUGCAUAUAAACGGAGAGGAAGUCGUCUUCGACGUGUUCAACCAAGUCAUUACCUGCUUCCGAGUAUCAGAAGAUGAACACCUCGACGUCGACGAAGCGCUAGAGGUUAUAACAUACACCUUGAAAGGAACCAGAAUACAACCUACGCAGUUUAUUGCGUUCGAAUGCGACGAAUCGUGGGAGUUUCAUAGUGCACUGGGAGACGAUCCUCAGGUCUUAGAAAAGAUGAUGAAGAUGCCAGGGCCUCGAGGGGCGUGCCUCAGGAUUGCCGACAAAAUCAUUAGGGAGAAGCUACAAAGCCACAUUUAUCUUCUCAUCGGCAACAAAGAUGCUUGUGCCGAGCCUCUCAACGAGUGGCAACUUGAGUCUCUCGGCCCCUAUGGAUAUGUCAGUUACUACGGCGACGGUUACGGUUUCACGUCCGGGACGAAAUUUGAAGAUUUCCUCGAUCACGUUCACGACGAUCAGAUUUCAAUGUGGAACAUCGCUUCAUCGUUCAUUGACCUGUUGGACAGCAAAGGAAAGGACCACUGGGACCCCACAGGUGCAUAUAAGAAGAAGCUUCUAGAAGUGUAUCUGAACCCAUGGGAUUCUGAAGCAAUCCGCGCUAAUCCUGGAGAUUACUGGGCCUGCGAGCUUGCGGUUUCGCCAAGGAAACUUGUGAGCGAGUACAUCUGCGAACGGAUUCAGACACCGAACCUAGGGUAA